This is a messenger RNA of Cryptomeria japonica (Japanese cedar), 3913 nucleotides long. Its product is annotated as pentatricopeptide repeat-containing protein At2g13600. Gene Ontology annotation, biological process: RNA modification. The coding region runs from base 233 to 2152 and encodes 639 amino acids. The record is from RefSeq and is a predicted model, not a curated record. NCBI's taxonomy places the organism in Eukaryota, Viridiplantae, Streptophyta, Pinopsida, Cupressales, Cupressaceae. The transcript is spliced from 2 exons. Gene Ontology annotation, molecular function: protein binding; RNA binding.
AAGGUGCAAAUUUUUAGGUUAUACCUUAAAAAAACAAAGAGAGCAAACAGCAAUAUACAUUCCCAGCCAAUCGAUCAGCAUGUUUGGAGGGUUACUUCUGACAUCUCACCAUUGACACAAUGAUCGUGUAGUCCAAUUCUCUAACACCAUGAUUUUCUGAACACGGGAUAGAACCAUCAGGUCGGAUGUUUCUGAACAACACUUGGCUUGUGAAAGAUUUGCCUGUAAUAAAAUGGGUAUAGUCUGCAGUGGCCACGAUAAACAGCUCGUGAUGCUAUCUGUGGAGCCAAUGCUACAAAUGCAGCUUAGAAUGUGUUCAAGUACCACCACUUGUAAAAAACAAUUUCAACGCAAUAAUGGUAGCAGUACUCUUCUCCAUCACAUCAAAACAGCCUGUCAGCCAGGCCGUUUGAAGAAGGCACUUCGUAUAUUGCAAUUCCCAAACAACCCAAUCGACUCCUCAGCCUAUGUCUCUCUCUUGCAGGGAUGCAUUCAGAAAAGGUCUUUAUCACAGUCAAAAUUCAUCCAUGCCAACAAGAAUGGAACGGAAUAUACAGCAGACAGAAUCUCGGCCAACACGCUUGUCAACAUGUAUGUUAAAUGUGGAAGUUUGCGGGAUGCUCGUAAAGUGUUUGACGAAAUGCCUCGACGAAACGUGAGAUCGUGGACCGUCAUGAUUGCAGGUUAUGCCAGGCAGGGACUACCCAAGGAGGCGGUCGAUUUGUUUGACCAAAUGCAAAGCUCGGGUGUUCAACCCAACCAAUUCACAUUUUCCGCUGUGCUGCCAGCCUGCUCGAAUUUGGGAUCACAAGAGCGGGGUUUGGAAAUCCACGAACAAAUUAUAAGCAGUGGGUUUCAGUGCGAUACCAUCAUCCAGACUGCCCUCAUAGACAUGUAUGCGAAAUGUGGAAAUAUGGUGAAAGCUCGUGAAUUGUUUGAUGGAAUGCCUCAGCUAGAUGUUUUCUCCUGGACUGCCAUGAUUGCAGGUUAUGCGCAGAAUGGGCAGCAAGAGGAAGCCCUGGAGAUUUUCCGGCAGAUGGAAAGGGCAGGACUGAAGGCAGAUGUCAAAACCUUGGCUAGCGUGCUCCCAGCUUGCACCAAUUUGACAGCUUUAAAGAAUGGUAUGGAGGUGCAUGGAGUCAUGAUUAGGAGAGAAUUUCAGUUAGGAGUCAUUAUGGAAAGUGCACUUGUAGACAUGUAUGGAAAUUGUGGAAGCAUGGAGAUUGCGAGGAAACUGUUUAACAAGAUGCCGCGACGAGAUGUUCUUUCCUGGACAGUGAUGAUCAAAGGGUGUGCGCAGAAUGGCGAAGCAUGGGAGGCCCUGAAACUUUUCGAACAAAUGGAACAAGUAGGUACGAUGCCAGAUCAGAAGACAUUCACCACUGUUCUUUCCGCAUGUGCUAACUUAGCUGCCGUGGAAAAGGGAAUGGAUAUACAUGAAAAGAUAGCUAGAUUGGGAUUGGAGCUGGAUGUUGCUAUGGUGAAUUCCCUAAUAGAUAUGUAUGCAAAAUGUGGGAGGAUAGAGAAGGCCAGGGAAAUGUUUGACGAAAUGCAUGAACGAGACGUAACAACAUGGACAUCAAUGAUUUCUGGAUAUGCCAUUAAUGGCCGCGGCAAGGAGGCGCUCAAACUCUUUGAAGAAAUGAAACAGUCUUGCAUAAGUCCAAAUCACGUCACAAUGCUUUGUGUUUUGUCUGCCUGUGCUCAUGCAGGUCUGGUGGAACAGGGUUUUCAAUAUUUCGAUUGCUUGAGCAAAUUUUAUCACAUACAACCCAUGAUGGAGCACUAUUGCUGCAUGGUUGAUCUUCUUGGGCGUGCUGGGCGCCUGGAUGAAGCUCAAGAUUUUAUCAAUAAGAUGCCAAUAAAGCCAGACGCUACUUUGUGGACAUCUUUGCUUGGUGCCUGUGCAAUUUAUAAUCAUGUAGAGUUAGGAGAACGUCUAGCGGAUUUCCUCUUUGAAAUGGAUCCCCACAAUCCUUCUCCUUAUGUGCUCCUCUCAAAUAUCUAUGCUGCAGCUGGCAGGUGGGAUGACACCGAGAAGAUAUGGAAAAUGAUGAAAGAAAAGGGGGUGAAAAAGACACCUGGCUGUAGCUGGAUUGAGGUUAAUAAACAGGUGCACGCUUUCCUCGUACAAGACAGAUCACGCCAGUGAAUAUAGAGCAUCUACAAAGAGUUGGAGAUAUUAACUCAAGAAAAUGAAAGUGGCAGGCUAUCACCCCGAUUCAAAAUUUGUUUGACUGAUGUUGAUGAGGAGGAUAAAGAGCAUAUAGUUUUCUACCGUAGUGAGACGUUGGUCAUUGUUUUUGCAUUGCUGAGUUGUCAAAAAUCUCCAAGUUUGGGGAUCACCACUCAACAAUCAACUUCAUCGCCAAGAUUGUUGAACAAGAGAUUGUUACGGGAAUGACAAGUUGUUACAAGAAUGGUCAGCGUUCUCGCAGUGAUUAUUGGAGAUUAUUGGCGAUUAUUAGUUUAAAACAAGAUUUUCGAGGAAUUGGUAAUGCUCAUCUACUUCCGCAUCUUUUUUCUGGAGAUCUAUUAAGUUUUAUGGUGCACAUUAGUUGCAUGAACAAUAUGAAUUAUGUUGUUUUUCUAUGGCAGCCUUUAGUUCUAGACUUAUCAACAAUUGUUCAAUGAAGGCAUGUAUAUUUCCCAGAUCGUCAAGGUGAGGAUUUCCAAAAUUUUCCAUGUUCUACGUGGUGGCUUCUUCCAAUUCAAAGGAGAUAACAUGUUCCAAAUCUGAUACUAAAUUGACUAAAUCGUCCAGACUAUGCCAUGGAGAAAUGUUCUCAAAGUGUUAGAACGAAAUCAUGCAGAGAUCUAAAAUAAUCUAAGGAAAACGCAGGGGAUGAACAGGAGGUGGCAGGAUAGCAGGAACACGUAGAAGUAGAAAUUUAACCCAUUCAAGAUAUAUCAAGAUUCACCAAGAUUCAAUAAGUUAUCCAAUGCUAAAGAGCAGAAUUUGGUCCCAUGCAAAUGGGCGUCAUACGGGACAGAAGCACAAGAUUCUUCAAUCAGUCAUUUAACACAGAAGGAAAAGAAAACUUAUUAUAAUUUUUCAGUUCCAUGAACCUUACUAUGGAAAAUGAGAUGACAAGAAUCAUGAUGAAAUUACUACGUUUCCAGUUAUAGCUAUUCUUGCGUAUCGUAAAUGUUGAUUCACUGAGUUGUUCAACUCUUCAGUUGAGUUGAGGUUAUAUUAAGAAUUACAAUAAAUUUUGAGAGCAAGUAAAGAUAAAAGGUUUUUCUCUUGAGGUCAGGGCCAAUCCAAGCGCCAAUUUGGUAUAUGAAACCUCCUCGUGGAAGUCCUACAAUCCAUUCACCUGAAAUAUUGAUCAAAUUUGUACCUCUUUAAGCUUCUACACUUUGACUUGGCUUGGUAAUCAAGCCUUUUCAAUCCUUUUCAAUCCUUUUAAGCCUGUGUCGAUUUUGAGUUUAAGCAUGCUUCUUUUUAGAGAAAGGGGCAACGAGAUCCCCACUACGUGAAAUUGCCAAGUGAGUUUAAAAAAUUUAAAUUUACUCCCUUACUAUAUACUCUACCAUGAUGUAAUUGAACUUAAAGAGGGAGCACCUUUGAAAUGAGAUUUUUGGCACUCGGUUUCCUUAUCUAAUGCCUUAAGGGAAAUUCUAGCAAUGAAAGUGGCAGAAUUUUUUUUAACCCUGUGAUCCUGUUGGAGAGCCAUUCACAAUUUCUGCAUUAAAUUGUCUUGAAGAUGGUCUGCAGAUCAUCUUUGUUAUUUUGUUGCUGCUCUAUAAAACCUUCAUUUGGUAUCCGAACCAGACCAGCAGCUGUAAAACCUUCAUUUGGUAUCCAAGCCAGACCAGCAGAGCUAAGGCCAGGCUAGGAGCCUUGCUCAUCUAGAAUGUGGUUCAAGGGGUGCUGAAAAAUAAGUAAACAAAAAUAAGUACCACCUAU